GGCCCCGGCCGGAAGCAGUGGGAGCGGGAUGGCGGCGGGUCCGGGAGGAGGCGGCUGCGCGCGCCGCGGGCGGUGGGGUCGGGGCUGCCCCGUGCGUGGCCUCUUGUCCGGGGCGCUGCUGCUGCUGCUGGCGUCCGGGCUGCGGCGCGGGGCCGCCGAGCUCACCGACGGGAACAACGAGCACCUGAAGCGGGAGCACUCGCUGACCAAGCCCUACCAGGGGGUUGGUUCCACUUCAAUGCCGCUCUGGGACUUCCAGGGGAGCACGAUGCUCACCAGCCAGUAUGUCCGCCUGACUCCUGAUGAGCGCAGCAAAGAGGGCUCCAUCUGGAACCGCGUGCCCUGUUUCCUCAAGGACUGGGAGCUCCAUGUCCACUUCAAGAUCCAUGGAGCAGGCAAGAAGAACCUGCACGGGGAUGGCUUUGCCCUGUGGUACACCCGGGAGCGCCUCAUGCCAGGUACAUAGUAGGGGAUGGUGCAUGCAC
Trachemys scripta elegans is the source of this 485-nucleotide messenger RNA. RefSeq names its product lectin, mannose binding 2 (gene LMAN2). Gene Ontology annotation, cellular component: Golgi membrane; endoplasmic reticulum membrane; COPII-coated ER to Golgi transport vesicle. Gene Ontology annotation, biological process: endoplasmic reticulum organization; Golgi organization; endoplasmic reticulum to Golgi vesicle-mediated transport. Bases 29 to 466 code for a protein of 145 amino acids. Lineage: Eukaryota; Metazoa; Chordata; Testudines; Emydidae. The record is from RefSeq and is a predicted model, not a curated record. Gene Ontology annotation, molecular function: D-mannose binding. The transcript has 3 exons.